This is a messenger RNA of Phalaenopsis equestris, 778 nucleotides long. Its product is annotated as ubiquitin-conjugating enzyme E2 8-like. The record is from RefSeq and is a predicted model, not a curated record. Bases 136 to 582 code for a protein of 148 amino acids. Gene Ontology annotation, molecular function: ubiquitin conjugating enzyme activity. Gene Ontology annotation, biological process: protein polyubiquitination. The transcript has 5 exons. Gene Ontology annotation, cellular component: nucleus. Lineage: Eukaryota; Viridiplantae; Streptophyta; Magnoliopsida; Asparagales; Orchidaceae.
UUCCCGAAUCGACGGUGGCGGGCGCGGUGGAUUUACGCAAAAGCUGUAGUGCUGCUGCUCUUUUUGUCUGCGCGGAGUCCACUCGGCCGCCAGCUUUUCUGAUUUCUUCUGAUACUAUACGAGUGGAAACUUAGAAUGGCGUCAAAGCGAAUUUUGAAGGAACUCAAGGACCUGCAGAAGGACCCUCCAACCUCAUGCAGCGCAGGUCCCUUGGGAGAAGAUAUGUUCCAUUGGCAAGCCACUAUAAUGGGGCCACCUGAUAGUCCUUAUGCAGGAGGUGUUUAUUUAGUGAACAUUCAUUUCCCACCGGAUUAUCCCUUUAAGCCACCCAAGGUUGCCUUUAAGACCAAGGUCUUCCACCCAAAUAUUAAUAGCAACGGGAGCAUCUGUUUGGAUAUUCUGAAGGAACAGUGGAGCCCUGCACUGACCAUUUCGAAGGUCCUGCUAUCUAUCUGCUCGCUUUUGACUGACCCAAACCCGGAUGACCCACUUGUGCCUGAGAUUGCUCAGAUGUAUAAGACUGACCGAUCCAAGUAUGAGGCCACAGCUCGCAACUGGACCCAGAAGUAUGCCAUGGGAUGAAAGACACUCAGCCACUCCAAUCCACCUCUUCGUUUAGAUUGAUUAGAUAUUCAAUUUCUUUUUUUUUUCCCUGAAAAACGAUGGGUUUCAUCUUUGUUGUGGUUCAUGCGCUGCUGUCAAUUGAAUACCAGGCUUUCAUUCACACUCUCCAGUUAACUGGAUUUCGUAACUUUAAAAUUGCUUAAGUUUUAAACUU